AUGAAGACAGCUCAAGCUCUGCAGAGAAUGUGGUCACAUGCAGUCAAAAAGUUGGCGAUUUUGAGAGGGCACGCCUCAGGCAUGGAAGAGCUGAUAUGGGAACAGUACACUGUGACCUUACAAAAGGAUUCGAAACGAGGAUUUGGGAUUGCAGUUUCUGGAGGCAGAGAUAACCCUCAUUUUGAAAAUGGUGAAACAUCGAUAGUAAUUUCAGAUGUUCUUCCAGGUGGUCCAGCAGAUGGAUUACUUCAAGAAAAUGACCGUGUGGUCAUAGUUAACGGGACCCCAAUGGAAAAUGUUCUGCAUUCUUUUGCAGUCCAGCAGCUUAGGAAGAGUGGAAAAGUGGCCACCAUUGUAGUGAAAAGACCAAGGAAAGUGCAGGCUGCUGCCUUGAGGAAGAGCCCCUCCCUUGACUAUGAGGACAGAGCUUUAGGUGUAAUGGAUGACCACGCAGAAUUUGAUGGCAAAAGUGCUCGAAGUGGCUAUAGUGACAGAAGCUGGCAUAGUGGUAAUGGAGGGCGCAGCCAAAGCUGGGGAAACAGCCUGGAUCAGAGCUAUAGAGAUGAACAAGACAGAGGGCGUAAGCAAAGCAGAGACCGUGGUAGGGAAUGCAGCUACAGCCAUGAUCGAAGUCGUGGUAGGAGUGUUGACAGGAGCUUGGAUCGAGACUAUAGAAGAGAUCGGAGCAGGGGAAGGAGCAUCGACAGGGAUGGUAGCUAUGAGCGGGACUACAGAGGAGACUACAGCCCACCCAGUUAUAGUCAUGGAUCUCAACCUGAUCCUAGAUACAGCAGGGAAGUGAGGAGUGGAAGUUGGGACAGGCUUCAUUCCCGAAGUCCGUCACCUGAAAUACACCGUCAGCAUGAGUACCUAGGACCACAGGAUCAAAAUGGACCUAUCAGUGUUCUCUUAACAAAAGGCCGACAUAAUGAAGAAUAUGGGCUCCGUCUUGGAAGUCAGAUCUUCAUAAAAGAAAUGACCCGAACUGGCCUAGCAACCAAAGAUGGCAACCUUCAUGAAGGGGAUAUCAUUCUCAAGAUCAAUGGUACAGUGACAGAGAACAUGUCUUUAUCUGAUGCCCGAAAAUUGAUUGAGAAGUCACAGGGGAAGCUCCAGCUGGUUGUCCUCAGGGACAGAAAGCAGACACUGCUCAACAUUCCUUCAUUGAACGACAGUGACUCAGAAGUGGAUGACAUUUCUGAAAUAGAGUCAAACAGAUCAUUCUCACCUCAAGAUGACAGAUUGCACCAUUCUGAUCUAGAUUCACAUUCAUCCAACGAAAAGCUGAAAGAGAAACCGAAUGCAAAAGAUGAUCCAUCCAACAGGAUGUCCAGAAUGGGCGCAAUGCCUACACCAUUCAAAUCAACUGGUGACAUUGCUACUCCUGCUGUUACAGUUGCAAGCACAAACAAAGAACUGAAGUACCAAGAUGACCCAGCAGCAUCUCAACCAAAAGCAGUUACAAGAACAAUUCUCAAACCCAGUGCUGAAGAUGAAGCAAUAUACGGGCCUAAUACAAAAAUGGUGAGAUUCAAGAAAGGGGACAACGUGGGUCUACGACUGGCUGGUGGAAAUGACGUAGGGAUAUUUAUUGCUGGGAUUCAAGAAGGCACUUCAGCUGAUCAGGAGGGACUGCAGGAAGGAGAUCAGAUUCUUAAGGUAAACACUCAAGACUUCAGAGGCAUUGUUCGGGAAGAUGCUGUUUUGUACCUCUUAGAAAUUCCUAAAGGUGAAACAGUGACAAUUUUGUCUCAAAGCAAAUACGAAGUCUACAGAGACAUCAUGGCCUGUGGCAGAGGAGAUUCAUUCUUCAUCAGGACCCACUUUGAGUGUGAAAAAGAGUCACCACAGAGCUUAGCAUUCACCAGAGGGGAGAUUUUUAGAGUAGUUGAUACACUGUAUGAUGGCAAACUGGGAAACUGGCUGGCCGUGAGAAUUGGAAAUGAACUGGAAAAGGGCCUCAUUCCAAAUAAGAGCAGAGCUGAGCAGAUGGCCAGUGUUCAAAAUGCCCCAAAAGAUGGCUCAAGUGAUAGGGCAGACUUCUGGAGAACACGUGGCCAGCGAUCUGGAGUGAAGAAGAAUCUGAGGAAGAGUCGUGAGGAUCUGACAGCUAUUGUAUCUGUGAGCACAAAGUUCCCAGCUUAUGAGCGAGUUCAGUUGCGUGAGGCUGGUUUCAAGAGACCCGUGGUGAUAUUUGGCCCUAUUGCAGAUGUUGCUAUGGAGAAGUUGUCAAAUGAUUUGCCUCAUCUGUAUCAGGCAGCAAAGACAGAACCCAGAGACGCAGGUUCAGAGAAGUCAACUGGGGUAGUGCGCUUGAACACUGUGCGGCAAAUCAUUGAGCAGGAUAAACAUGCUCUAUUGGAUGUGACUCCUAAAGCAGUGGACCUGCUAAAUUAUACCCAAUGGUUUCCAAUUGUGGUCUUCUUUAACCCAGACAGUAAGCAGGGUGUGAAAACCAUGAGACAAAGGCUAUGUUCCACAUCUAACAAGAGCUCAAGAAAACUUUAUGAGCAAGCAAACAAACUGAAGAAAACUUGUUCCCACCUCUUUACAGCCACUAUCAAUUUGAAUUCAGCCAAUGAUAGCUGGUAUGGUAGUCUGAAGGAUACAAUUCAGCAACAGCAAGGAGAAGCAGUAUGGGUAUCAGAAGGAAAGUUGGACAGCAUGGAAGAUGAUGCAGAUGAUCGUAUGUCUUACCUUACUGCAAUGGGUGCUGACUAUUUGAGUUGUGACAGUCGGCUGAUCAGUGACCUAGAGGAUACAGAUGGAGAAGGAGGUGCAUACACUGACAAUGAACUUGAUGAGCCCAUGGAUGAACCAAGGAUUUCAUCUGUUAGCCGGUCCUCUGAACCCGUACAUCAUGAGGAGGGAAGGUUACAAAACAAAGAGGAUCUAUAUGACUUCCCAAAGAACUAUGACUCCAAAUCAAGUAACAUUGCUGUCAGCAGUGAGACUUCAACUGUAUCAGCUAAAGCAGCACCACCACCUGUUUCUGUGAAACCUGCCUUUGGGCGUCCCAUCCUGAGAAACUCUCAACCAGCAGUCCCACCUGCAGAGGAGGAGGAGGAGGAGGCAACAAAGUUGGAAGAGGAAGGAAGCGAACAAGAAAAUACUCCAAAAUCUGUAUUGAGGAAAGUAAAAAUAUUUGAGGAGAUGGAUCAUAAGGCAAGGAUGCAAAGAAUGCAAGAGCUACAAGAGGCCCAGAAUGCCAGGCUUGAAAUAGCCCAGAAGCACCCGGAUAUUUAUGCUGUCCCUGUCAAGACACAGAAGUCAGAACAGAACUGGCCCCAGCCUAUGAGCUCCAGACCUCCAGAACCCCAGAAACCUCCUAUUAGACCUUACCUAGAGAACCGUGGCAGUUAUGGCAGCGAUGCAGAGGAGGAGGAGGAGUACCGUCGGCAGCUGUCAGACCACUCAAAGAAGGGGUAUUAUGGACAGCCAUCCAGAUACAGAGACACAGAAUUGUAG
This is a messenger RNA of Pterocles gutturalis (yellow-throated sandgrouse), 3468 nucleotides long. It is a transcript of the gene TJP2, whose product is annotated as tight junction protein 2. Gene Ontology annotation, cellular component: plasma membrane; bicellular tight junction. The record is from RefSeq and is a predicted model, not a curated record. Gene Ontology annotation, molecular function: cell adhesion molecule binding. Lineage: Eukaryota; Metazoa; Chordata; Aves; Pterocliformes; Pteroclidae. Gene Ontology annotation, biological process: cell-cell junction organization; establishment of endothelial intestinal barrier; positive regulation of blood-brain barrier permeability. The transcript is spliced from 22 exons. Bases 1 to 3468 code for a protein of 1155 amino acids.